AUGAUGAAUGAAAAGAAUCCUAUAGACAUGAAAAACCUAAUUAUCACCAAUGGUAUGUUUAUCAUCGAUGACAUCGAACAUAGUAAGUACAAUAUUUACUAUAAGAAUGUUCCAGGAGGUGGUGGAACUUUCGCCAUGUUGGGAGCAUGUAUAGUAUCACCAAGUAACGCGAUCUCCAAAGGCUUGAAAUGGAUAGUAGACAGAGGCUCUGACUUCCCAGAAGAGAUCACAAGGGAGAUAAAAUCUUGGGGAACAGACGCAAGAUUUCGGGACGAUUUUUAUAGAUUAACGACCAAGGGAUUGAACUAUUACGAAGGAGAUAACGAUUUAAGAAAGUUCAAGUUUUUAACACCAAAGAAGCAGAUUGACGUUGGUGACUGGGUAGCUACGUUUGGAAGAGAAACCAUCGAGGAAAUCCAUGCUUUCCACUUAUUGUGUUCUGGGUCUAGGUGUUCAGAGAUUAUUGACGCUUUGCUGCAGGUUAGAAGUGAAAAGAGGAUAAAACCGGUAAUAAUUUGGGAGCCCUUCCCAGAUCUUUGUGAUUUUGACCAUCAAAAUGAUAUCGAAAGUGUGAUGCAAAGAGAGGACGUUAUAGUUAUAUUAUCGCCAAAUGCUGAGGAAUCAAGUCGCUUAUUUGGCUUGCACGGCAAAGAACCAACUAGUCUAGAAGAAUGUCUCACAUUAGCACAUAAUUUCGAUGAAUUCAUGAAUAAAAAAAAUAUGUGCGUUCUAAGAUGCGGCUCCCUCGGAAGUAUCUCGAUAAGUGAGGAGCUCGAUGGUAGGCGGGUCUACGAUCAUUUCCCAGCGUAUCAUUUCAUAAAUCAAUCCAAAGUACUUGAUCCUACUGGUGGAGGAAAUUCAUUCCUUGGAGGGUUUGCGAUUGCUUAUGCUCUAACGAAAAGUCUAGCUACCGCCAGCAUUUGUGGAAACAUUGCGGCAAGCGCAAUCAUUGAACAAAUUGGGAUACCCAGAUACGAUCCUAUUAAUAGAACUUGGAAUGGAGUUACCUUCUUGGAUAGGCUUAAAAUUUACCUUUCACAAUCCGGCUUGCAAUACGAUAUAGAUGAGAUUUACAAAAGUUUAUCACAAUAA
Messenger RNA from Saccharomyces kudriavzevii IFO 1802, 1092 nucleotides. It is a transcript of the gene MAK32, whose product is annotated as Mak32p. Bases 1 to 1092 code for a protein of 363 amino acids. The record is from RefSeq and is a predicted model, not a curated record. Lineage: Eukaryota; Fungi; Ascomycota; Saccharomycetes; Saccharomycetales; Saccharomycetaceae. The transcript has a single exon.